CGUGCUCACGCGCAUGCGGACAGGGUGGCAGCUGGCCGAUCCGGGGAGCGUGGCAGGUUAGGAGUGUCUCAUGCUUUCUGUAGUGGAUGCUUUCGCCGGCGGCGGGUGGAUGGUAAUACAGGGCAUGGAAGUCAGUUUAGCCAUGGAGUCCAGCUGGAGAGCCUGGACUCUCACUUUGUUCUCCCUACCUGCAGGCUGCUGCCAUGAGAUUGAAUCAGAACACCUUACUGCUGGGGAAGAAAGUGGUCCUUGUACCCUACACUGCAGAGCAUGUGCCCAGGUACCAUGAGUGGAUGAAAUCAGAAGAACUACAGCAUCUGACAGCCUCAGAGCCACUGACUCUGGAGCAGGAGUAUGCGAUGCAGCGCAGCUGGCAAGAAGAUACAGACAAGUGCACUUUCAUUGUGCUGGAUGCAGAGAAAUGGCAGACCCAGCCAGGCAUCACAGAAGAGAACUGCAUGGUAGGAGACGUCAACCUCUUCCUUACAGAUCUAGAAGAUCCCACCGUUGGGGAGAUUGAGGUCAUGAUUGCAGAGCCCGGCUGCAGGGGCAGGGGCCUUGGCACUGAGGCUGUUCUCAUGAUGCUGUCUUAUGGAGUGACUAAACUAGGUCUGACCAAAUUCGAGGCUAAAAUUGGGCAAGGAAAUAAACCAAGCAUCCAGAUGUUCCAGAAACUUCACUUUGAGCAGGUGGCUGUGAACAGUGUCUUCCAGGAGGUGACCCUCAGACUGAUAAUGAAUGAGCCCUUGCAGCAGUGGCUUCUGGAGCAGACCGGCCAUGUGGAAGAGAAACUGUACAGAGAUGGGUCGGCAGAGCCCUGCUGACAGCUGGGCCUUGUGGGCAGCUGCCCUGUGUGAGUGCCCUGAAGAGGAGAGCCCUGCGCUAGAGAGUGUGACAGAAGUCCUGACCAUGCCUCAGGCUGAGAAUAGCCUGCUGGGGGCCCUUCAGACUCGGCCAGCUUGCCUUGGACCCCCUCUGUCUGGCAGUAUGGCUGAAGCAGACUCCAGGGGCCAAACUCAGACUCACAUACCUGGAAUGAAUGACAGGCAUGCAUGGGAGAGGCUGGGUGGAGUUGGCAGCUGGAAGUAAAGGGGGGGCCUGAUGACUGCCAGGGAAAUGGACAGGCCUUUCCCCUUAAUGGCCAGAGGUGCCACCCAGCUGGGAGUAAAGCAUGCAGCAUAGCCAGCUUUCCUUGUUUUCUCAUUUGGUGGGUGUGGAGAAGAGUUACCCAGAGGCCCAGUCUCACAGUUUCCAGUUCCUGUGGGUAGGGAUGAGGCAGGGGUAGCCCAGUCCUGUUGUCCUGCCACCGUGACUUUAGGAAUUUGACCCUGGAAGUCAGGCGGCUCAGAGAGGGAGUGAGUGGCCCAGAGGCCUAGUCUCUUGGCCUAGUGUUGUUGCUCUUUUCUUUCCCUCUGUGAGGCCAGUCUAGAGCAUAAAGGAGUGAGUGAGUUUUGGACACAGGUCCUUGUGGUUGGAGAACACUCUAUUGAUGAAGCCCGGGGGCUGUAGGAGGAAGUGGAGGCUACUCAGUGGUGUCUGAUGGAAGAGGCGGGCAUCAACCUGUACUGUCCCUGCCACUCUCCCACUUCUAGCCCUCACUCUCUGCCUGUGGAGCAGCUGCACCUGGCCAGGCCACGUGGGGGCAGUGGAGGCACCGGUUCAGGGUGGCCAGGCUGCCUGGCACCCACAGCUUACGGAGUAGAGCUGGGCCAGUGUCCCCUACCUCAGGUGGGAAGACACCCUUUGGUCCUAACUGUCCCCCACAUCCCAACAUAAUCUGGGUUGGCCAUCAAGAAAGGCCAAGCACGUUUUUAAAACAUAGCUGCAGAGGGUGGUUUGUGGGGCAUUUGGAGGGGAGCAGUCCCAGAUAAGGUGACUUGCCCAAGGCCUGCAAGCCCCCCCCCCCAAUCCUGGCUGUAUCUAGUCUCACACCAGACUGCAUGUGAAAAACUAAAAUCUAAAAUAUGCCUUAGUCUGCAACAAGAACUUAGUUUGCAGUGGCUCCCUUUGUACUGUGCUCCAGCCCCUGACAGGAGUUCCCUCUCAGCCACCUGUCCCUUCCAUCUAUUUUCAGCUUACUCAAGAGUCAAAGGUUUCCCCACCCAGCAGGUGGGGUAGGGAGGGGCCCUUCCACAGGCCUGUAGGGCAACUCCACCUGCGUGGGAGUCAGGGGUCAAAGGGUAGAAGCCAGGCAGGGGCAGGCCAGGCUCAGCUGAGCAGGUUACUAGAUAGGUGCUGGUUUUAAAUAGUUCCUCUUAGCUACUGGAAUCCAAACCAUAAGAAGCCAGAGAUGACCAGAUAGUGACUGGCCUGAGGGUGCCACAGUCCUCUUCCUGGCUUGCUGUCUUCCUCCCUUCCUUGUUCCCUUCAACCCAGCAACCCGGCUUCUGAGUGGUCCCCUAGUGGGUUGGGUGGAUCACCUGCCUAAGAACCCCAGGGCCUUGCAGCCUUAGGUCUUGCUGGCCACCCUGGAUGUAGCCUCAGGUGCAAGAGGUAUGCAGGACUUGGGUUUCUGCGGAGGGACAUGACAUUUUGCCCUUGGAAAGUCUCCUCACUCCAACACAGGUUUGUUUUUCCCCCAGCUCUGGACAAGCCACCCUCCAAUCAGGUCAGUGGCCAGAUAAGAUAGGGUAUCUGGUGCUAGCUCAGCCUGUUGCUGGGAAUCCUGUGCCCCACUGGCCUCAGGUGGAGAGAGUGAAGCCAAGUCCUCUCAUUCUAAAUCCAAUUCCAUCCUGGAUUCGCACUCCUAGAAUCAGCACGUGGGUCUCAGCUGCCACUUGCCACUUUCUUCAGUAAACAUCCCUAUUGGAUAAGGGGCCUCUGGCCCACAAUGGUGCUCUCAGCCCCUGAGCUGAGCACCCAGCGGGGCUGGGAGUGGGAUUUUGCUCUGCCACAGGACUGGUUCACAGCUACAGAUUCCAGGGGGCACGGACCUGGGCUUGGGGUCACAGGGAACUUUAGGCAGUCCUUCCAGCCACACUCCACCUUCCUAACCAAAGGCCACCUUUGGGAGCACUCCUUUGCCAUUUGCCACUUUCCACCUAGAAGGGGUCCAAGGCCAGAGAACAAAGCUCCAAAUGAAGACACAGAGGCCAAAGCAGUUUGGAGGAACCAGUUGAAUUUCUGCAGUUCCCUUACAAUGGUGAUGGCUGGCUGAAGGAUGGAUAGGGGUAACAAAUUCUCCCUGGGCUGCCAAGGUCUCUCAGAAUGGGAGUAAAAAGUUUACUGCUAUGUCCUGGAUGCAACAACCAGGAAAAUCAUGUUAAUCAAGGAAACAGAAAUCCCUCUAAAUGCUGCAAAACCGCACUUAAAAAAAAAAAAUCAAAUAAAUGAAAAGACACUAAGCCACAGCCCUCAGGAGAAUGGAUGCCCUGUCCACUGAAAGCUGUGGUUCUGCAGAGUUCCUUCAUCAGUCUUGGACCCAGUCACCAUGUGGGGUUGUGGGGGAAGAUGCCCCCUCAUCUGGUCACACGACCCUUGCUUGGUGCAGGUCCUGGUGAUGUCCCAGGCAGGGUGGCAAGGGCACAAUGGU
Molecule: messenger RNA, 3532 nt
Organism: Nycticebus coucang (slow loris)
Lineage: Eukaryota; Metazoa; Chordata; Mammalia; Primates; Lorisidae
Gene: NAT9
Product: N-acetyltransferase 9 (putative)
Exons: 7
Coding region: 204-824 (206 amino acids)
Biological process (GO): protein acetylation
Molecular function (GO): N-acetyltransferase activity
Source: RefSeq, a predicted model, not a curated record